AUGAACUAUCCCCAAUUCGCCUAUAACCAAUAUUAUGGACAAAUCCCAAUGCCAAUGCAGCAGAUGUACAUUCCAAUGCCACAGGAAGAACAAACAAAGAAAAACUACGUUGUCAAGGGCCCUUGGUUAUUAGAAGAAGACGAGUGCCUUAGACGCGCCGUAUCAAUGUCCUCACCAAUUCUCUGGGAUGUUGUUGCAAAGUCCGUCAGAGGAAGAACUCCAAAGCAGUGCAGAGAAAGAUGGAUGUACAGACUUCAACCAGAAUUAAAGAAGACUCACUUCGAAAAAUGGGAAGAUGAAUUAAUUUUUGAGCAAAAGAAGAAGAUUGGCAACAGAUGGACACAAAUAGCACUUCAAUUGCCAGGAAGAACAUCAUGCUCUGUUAAAAAUAGAUGGUAUACUGUUUUACGUAACAAAUAUAGGGAUGUUUCCGAUGAAAACAACUCUUCUGACCAUAAUACUUGUCCUGCGGCCUAUUCUAUUGAUUCCUUGUUGAAUUCAAAGAAUUUGUAA
Molecule: messenger RNA, 513 nt
Organism: Trichomonas vaginalis G3
Lineage: Eukaryota; Parabasalia; Trichomonadida; Trichomonadidae
Product: RNA polymerase II transcription regulator recruiting protein
Exons: 1
Coding region: 1-513 (170 amino acids)
Biological process (GO): regulation of DNA-templated transcription
Cellular component (GO): nucleus
Molecular function (GO): RNA polymerase II cis-regulatory region sequence-specific DNA binding; DNA-binding transcription factor activity, RNA polymerase II-specific
Source: RefSeq, a predicted model, not a curated record